ACCAAAAUGGAGCCUUGUUGUGCAAAAGUCUAGUUUGGUCUAUUUUUCCACUUUUUUUCGGCCACAAACAACUUGUAGCUUCAAAAUGGACAGCGACGGAUUGCCCAUAAUGGGCCCAGCAAUUGACCUGACGAAGGUUGGUUCGAUACAGCAAAAAAGAACAAUUGCAUUUCUGAACCACUUUAUAUCACAUACUGUCAACUUUUUAAACAGAUUUUCCUGUGUAUGUGAAGAGAAAUUAUCUGAUCUUUCAAACAGACUUCAAAGAGUUGAUGUCACAAUGAGCAUUUUAGAGGCAAAGCUCGCAUCAAUUCCUGGUUUGGAAAAUGUUACAGUUUCAGAAUCCCCAUCUGCUGGACCAACUGCGAGUGAAACUCCUGCUACAACAACACCAUCAACAAAUGGUGAAGAAGCUAAUGUUGCAACUAAUAAUGAAGAAGCACCACCUCCCAUUGAAGAGGAACCUGCUCAACCAGUCAUGACCGUCGCGAAAGAUCCACGAUAUGCAAAAUAUUUUCAAAUGUUAAAAGUGGGUGUACCAUUAGCAGCACUCCGGCCAAAGGUCAUAGCUGAUGGAUUAGAUCCAGAUUUACUUGAGACCCCUGAUGCCCCAGCUCCGGGUGGUGGCCAGGUUUCUAAAGAUAGUGAUGACGAUGAUGAUGAAAUUUCAAGUGCUUCAUCCUUCAGUGACGAUGAUGAUUAAAAAAACUGAAUUGAGACAUUUACACCAAAAUUUCAAAUUCCAAUAUGACAUAUGCAAGAUCCAAUAGGAGAUUAAUUAAAGAGCAGCAGAUGGUAGUUACCCUAUGAGCACACACACCCCUAGCUUAGACCAGGUGGGUGCAAAUAUUAGAAUCAAUUUAAAUUCGGGGAAAUAAGUUCACAAUGGACUACUACUCCUGAAUGAAUUUAAAACCUUACAAAAGGGUCGGUCUUUCUAUGUAUAGCAUCAUUUUAUUUUCACAAUUUUUUGAACAAACAGUAUGCAUGGCAGCUAGCCUGCACCCUACCUACAGAACCAUACUGGGUAUUUGCCACCACAUGCAAGCUCAACAUUAUAUCCCUAAAGCUAAUGACUGCAGAUUGACCACCAUCUCUGCUCAAAAUGUGUAUUAUAAAAUUUUUCAUGAUGAUGAAGACUAGAAACAUGUAAAAUUACAUUUUCAUGUCUCUGUAUCCGAAUGAUUAACAGAAUUUGCCUGCGAUAUCCACCAUAUGGACUGCCUUGCUAUCAGUAUGUUG
Messenger RNA from Dendronephthya gigantea, 1242 nucleotides. RefSeq names its product WASH complex subunit 3-like. The transcript is spliced from 8 exons. Gene Ontology annotation, biological process: actin filament polymerization; exocytosis. The record is from RefSeq and is a predicted model, not a curated record. The coding region runs from base 86 to 703 and encodes 205 amino acids. Gene Ontology annotation, cellular component: WASH complex. NCBI's taxonomy places the organism in Eukaryota, Metazoa, Cnidaria, Anthozoa, Malacalcyonacea, Nephtheidae.